Molecule: messenger RNA, 1206 nt
Organism: Hibiscus syriacus
Lineage: Eukaryota; Viridiplantae; Streptophyta; Magnoliopsida; Malvales; Malvaceae
Product: cyclin-C1-2-like
Exons: 9
Coding region: 324-953 (209 amino acids)
Biological process (GO): positive regulation of transcription by RNA polymerase II
Cellular component (GO): mediator complex; nucleus
Molecular function (GO): cyclin-dependent protein serine/threonine kinase regulator activity
Source: RefSeq, a predicted model, not a curated record
AUCUCCUGACAACCAAAAUAAAAUUCUCAGUUGUACUUUUAAAACGUUAAUCCGCAAUCAUGGCUCCUGCAAAACUCAAAUAUUAACUAAACAACUUGUAUAAGCACCAAUUCACCGACACGAUCUACCCAAAGAAAAAAAAAUGGCGGCCAAUUUCUGGACUUCUUCUCACUUGUAACUACCACAUACCAAACUUCUUUCACUGAUUUUGCAAUCCAUCGCAUGGUAAACAGCUUUUGGACCCGGAAGAGGUGGAUGUUGUACCUCAGCAAGAUAAAGAUAAAGGCAUCACUCUUGAAGAAUUUAAGCUCAUUAAGAUCCAUAUGGCGAAUUAUAUAAUGAAACUGGCUCAACAUGUUAAAGUGAGGCAAAGGGUUGUGGCAACUGCAGUUACAUAUAUGAGACGUGUCUACACCAGAAAGAGCAUGACUGAAUAUGAUCCACGCCUUGUUGCUCCUAGUUGCUUAUAUUUGGCAUCCAAGGCAGAAGAAAGCACAGUGCAGGCUAAACUUCUUGUAUUUUACAUUAAAAAAUUAUCUGCUGAUGAAAAGUAUAGAUGUGAAAUCAAAGACAUACUUGAAAUGGAAAUGAAGAUCUUAGAAGCACUUAACUAUUAUUUAGUUGUAUUUCAUCCUUACCGCACAUUGUCCCCGUUGUUGCAGGAUGCUGGCAUGAAUGAUACAAAUAUGACUCAGAUAUCUUGGGGACUUCUAAACGAUACAUACAAGAUGGACCUUAUUCUCACACAUCCACCGUAUUUGAUUGCCUUAGCUUGUAUAUAUAUUGCUAGUGCAUACAGAGAGAAAGAUAUCACCACUUGGUUCGAAGAACUUCGCAUUGAUAUGAAUGUGGUAAAAAACAUCUCCAUGGAGAUUCUAGACUUCUACGAGAGCAAAAUGAUUGCAGAUGAGCGACUUAGUGCUGCUUUCAUCAAACUUGAUCGGAAGCCUUAGAUGGUGGAUUGAAGCCGGAACCCGAGAAUACUGGCAUCCGCAGCUGCGCGUCUCGAUAUUAUUUUCUCGUCGGCUAAACGCAACGAAACAGGUAAUCAGAAGAUUAGCCUAUUGGUAUGAUAUGCUAAAGCGGUGCAUUUAAGAAAACUAAACGCCUAGUGACAAUAGUAUAUUUCAUGUAUUUCUUAAAGUUAAGUGAUUUAUAAGGAAUAGACCACGAACUAUGCAUAAAUUGAUUGACCUACAGCGCAUU